ACUCUGCGAGAAUCCGUUCAGUAGUCGCAUGUGACAUUCAUGUGGGGACUUCGCACAGCGCGUUUGAAGAUUUGCACUCGUUUUUAAUCCUGUGAAGAAAUGGGAUUGGGGAUCAUAGGUGACCGUGAAAAUGCAGUAUGGGCUGUUUGAGAUAUUUAAUUAUCGAAUGACGCACUUCUUUUUUUUUCUGAGUACUGGAGUAAUUGAUGUUGUGAAAGACUUGCUUGCUUGUGCGUCAUGCCUUCGUGCGUAGCUUAUUGAUGUGUAAAACUACAAUUUGCCGGAUCUUCCAUUCAUACGUUCUAAUAAUGGGGACAUCCUACUUCGGUGGCAGCAUCCUGCUUGAAGUAAAACAAGCUACAGCCACUGCCUGGACAUUUAUUGAACUUUGUUCAACCCCUUCAAAUUGAAACCAAAGUAUUGAGCAGUUUUAAUGAGAUGUUCACGGAAACGAAAUUGUGAUCUUAAUUACUUAUAUUAAUUUAUAUUAUAAAUUUCUCAAAAAAUUUCCUGACGACUCACGAUGACGAAGAUUGUACAAAAGUUAGGUUUGGUUGGUUUAGCCGUCAUCGCCAUCUCAGCUCGAUGCGUCGUCAGCUACCAAAUCUAUAACCUAGAAGACCCGAAAGUAUGUAACGCCACAAUCUGGCUGGACCGCGGCCCCAACUCUGCGGCAAUCCUGCGCCUCACGUCACGACCUGCGUACGAUGACACGCCGAGGUUCUGCGUCGUCACGUUCAAGGCCUCCAAACACGCUUGGUCUGGUCUGUUGGGUGUGCUGGAGAAAAUAGACCUGCGUAAAUACGACGACGUAGACCACCCCCACGCCCCGCCGGUCUGCAUGGACUACAUCUCGAUAACAAACCCAGUGGUAUCAUCGGACUCGAUGCUACACUCAACUCCCUACCGACAAGAACAAUGCGGUUCCUGGUCAGUGCAUCCUGACCAAGUGCUGCCCACUAUUGGCUACAGCAACGCUGUUGUGGGCCAUUGUUCUUAUCCGUCGUUGCAGUGCGAGCCGGUGCGAGAGUUGAUGGUUCAAGUGGUGAUCGGCAGACGACAUCCUCGGGAGAACUCUUGGCAGAACACGCGCAACUUCAAACACAAGGGCUUCACUUUUGUUGUGACCGCAUACAGCUUCUCCUACGGUGUCAACGAGUGCGCCAACGACCUAAGGUCUUGUGGGUACGAGGGCCGCAACAGUCACCCCGCGUACUGCGUUCACGACACGCUCUUCUGCGACGGUCACAUCAACUGCGGUCCUUCGUACGGCGUCGUGCGCAGUACCGAUGAACGAAACUGCAACCGCAACGACAAGAGCCACGAGUUGAUCGUAGCUACAGGACCAUGGAUGAGUGCAGGGGUGCUCAUCGUGCUCAUCAUCGCGGCGUUCAUUUAUAGGAAGAGAAUCAGGACAGCGUACGAUAGCGAGGCGCAUAUUCAGCGCGCAGCGGCACAGCCACAGGCCCAGCCGCCUGACUUCAACUCCUACGCUGAGAGUUACGAAGUUUCUUCGAACGUUUCGACGGCCCCCCACAUGGCUAUACAAGUAAGAGUUGUGUGCAACCCUGCAACGCAACCAUGGCCGGCCACAGCGUCAGGGGCGACGAUUUGGAAAGCAGAUCAUCCUCCUUCUUACGAGGCUCUUUUUCCCCACGGACCUCCUCAAGAGGUCAUGAACAUCGCAUCAGAAGUUCGUCCUGCACAGUUUGUCCCCGCGACCGCAGGGACUUCGCAUGAUGCAAAGAGGUCUUCUUUUGUAUCCAACGCCCCUCGCAACAGUCGAUCAUUUUCAAAUGAUGAUCUCAGCCAUAGAGUAUCAUCUCCGCAUGAAGGCAAUCCAAGUGAGAAUACCACUGAUGUUAAUAUUGAGUGGGUUGCAGCUACUCACGAAAACCAGAAUCGAGGGGUGACGUUCCCGCAAGAAUACCCUAGCCAAAGUGGGCCCUCUGCCCACACCGCCGACCAAAGACGAGUGACGGCCACUGACAGCCUCAAUCAAAGAUUGAAGUCUCCAUCAAUCGAGGGCAAUGAAAGAGGUUCGACUUCACUCGACAACAAUGAAAGAGCAACGUUUUCACAUGCAGACACAGGACAAUUGACAUUUUCUGGCGGGGCCGAUGAAAGAAGGACGGAAAGUCGCAAUCGUUUAAUUCCUACUGAAAUCCCCUCUCCUGAUGAGCAUCAACGUGUGAUGACUUCUUUCGCAGAAUGUACUCAAUUCAGCAACAACGUUAGGCCACAUCCCAACUAUCAGUGUUCAACGUUGAAACUUGACAGAGCUCAACAGAGAGAAGCGUUCAUCGCUUUCGAUUCCAGCCGUUCUUUGGACCGGAGAACAGCAAUGCGAGCAAGCAUCGCGCAUCAACCUGUUGAAUCUUUAGUAUCUGAGCAGCCGUUCACUGCCCCAGGUCAAUCACUCGCUUCGGGUUCAAAUCCUUCACACGACACCCGCAGUGGUCAAGAAAUAUAUGUUAACUUAACCUCUCUUCGUGAUGGCAUAGAGGGAAGCUCACUAAACACCAGAGAUGAGGAGAGUCGCUAUUGUGAUUCUGAAGACCGAGAGCUGGACUGUCUCGAGUCCUCGGGUUUAAGGCAAUCAACGGAGACCUUAGACAGUGAAAGAGAACAGUAUUAGGAAUUCUUCAUUAUACAAACUUGUUAAUUUUCGGAACCAGAAAAUAGCAUUCCUUGCUUUUGAUAAGGCACCAUUCAAGAUUGCGGUAUUGAAACGUAUUUGUUAGUUUCAUAUCCUGGCUAGGAGUUUCUAUUUUGAAGUUCAAAUUAUCGCAUUCUAGUCUUCGAGUGCCAUGAUACUGAGCAAACUCUUUAACCUAUUUAACGGUUUGAUGCCAUACUUCGUCCCUUUCAUGGUAUUACUAAUCUGUAAUGAACAACUGUGCCAUAUCUAUUGCCGAAAUUCGUUUCUACUUCUAAAUGUAAGGAGCACCAAUAUAAUCCUCAUAAUAAAUACAA
This is a messenger RNA of Hyalella azteca, 2976 nucleotides long. RefSeq lists its product as uncharacterized. The transcript has 8 exons. NCBI's taxonomy places the organism in Eukaryota, Metazoa, Arthropoda, Malacostraca, Amphipoda, Hyalellidae. The record is from RefSeq and is a predicted model, not a curated record. The coding region runs from base 524 to 2638 and encodes 704 amino acids.